AUGGCGAAGACCUGGUGCGCGGGCUCGGGGGAGUGCCUGCGCACGCUGGAGGGCCACGGGGACCGCGUGUUCUCCGCGGCCUUCUCGCCGGACGGGCGGGAGGUGCUGACCGCCAUGGGCGACGGCAAGGCGAAGAUCUGGUGCGCCGGCUUCGAGGAGCGCCUGCGCACGCUGGAGGGCCACGGGGGCCACGUGAACUCCGCAGUGUUCUCGCCAGACGGGCGGCAGGUGGUCACCGCCGCUGGCGACGGCACGGCGAGAGUCUGGUGCGCUGUCUCCGGGGAGUGCCUGCGCACGCUGGACCACGGCAUGCACGUGAACGUGCUUUCCGCCGUGUUCUCGCCAGACGGACAGGAGGUGCUGACUGCUUCGACUGACGGCACGGCGAAGAUCUGGUGCGCGGGCUCUGGAGAGCGCUUGAGCACGCUGUUGGGCCGCCAGUCCGGCCAGAUGUCAGUGAAGUGCGCCGUCUUCUCGCCGGACGGGCAGGAGGUGCUGUCUGCCACCUCGGACGACGGCACGGCCAGGAUCUGGUCUCUGGGCUCGAGGGAGUGCGUGCUCACGCUGCGCUGCGUGCAUGCCGCCGCGUUCUCGCCGGCGUGA
Prorocentrum cordatum is the source of this 603-nucleotide messenger RNA. Lineage: Eukaryota; Dinophyceae; Prorocentrales; Prorocentraceae. The record is from the annotation of a GenBank genome assembly.